AUGGCAUAAAAGAUUGAAAAAGCAGCUGCCUCUUUAAUUAGUAACACAGUUAAAACUUUUGGAUUAACUGAUAUCAUAAAGCAUAAAAAAAUUCCUUAUAAAAAUAUUUAUGAGUUAGCCUCUUAAUAUCCUGGAACAGGUAUUGGCUUCAAAUUCUGGAGAAAAACAUGGCCCUCAAAUAGUUUCUAUGUUUUAUAAGAUAUUGAUUUAAAGGGCACAAGACACGGUAACGCUUAUGGCAUAUUAUAUUGGAAAGGAAUUCAACAAAGCAAUACUCCUGUUAGAAUUAGAAACGGUAAUAAAAGAGGAGUAUGGAGAUAUGACAUUAAUAAUACUAGUGUUGUUCUCGAUAAUGGAUUAACUUAUAAUGCUAGCGAUCUCAGUGCUUACAAAAAGCAUGUUUAAAAGUCAGGUUAAGAAUCUGAAAAAAAUGAAGCUGAGUGA
This is a messenger RNA of Tetrahymena thermophila SB210, 444 nucleotides long. RefSeq lists its product as hypothetical. NCBI's taxonomy places the organism in Eukaryota, Ciliophora, Oligohymenophorea, Hymenostomatida, Tetrahymenidae. The record is from RefSeq and is a predicted model, not a curated record. The transcript has 3 exons.